UAUAUUCGACUCGCGGAAUCGAUGCACAGCGUAUUCCUGUUACCGCAUAUUUCGCGUGGCAAUGCACCCGCGUGUGGAUGCCCCGUUAAUCAGCGAUAAACCAGCGACGUCGAUGACGCGGGUGUCUAACGCGCCCCUCCGCUCAGAACCUUCAGGCGACGGAGCUCACCCCGGGGUCCCGCGCUGAGCCGCUUCCUCUCCGGCCUCCUUCACUCGCGCUCCGAGAUGGCUGCUGACCCCACACCCAUGAAGUGGUGGGGGCUCGACCCGCUGCACCGCACGCACGUCAAGCUCUAUGUGGCUGACAUCCUUGGCAUGGCGCCGGCGGCCUCUACGCCAGGAGUGUAUUUCUACCGAAAUCACGCCAUCACCCACGUGGAUGUGAUGGGUACUGUCGUGGAGGUGCGAGAACGGGAGAGCUUCACGGCGUACGCGCUUGACGAUGGAACGGGCGUCAUCACCUGCCUGUGCUGGAAGGAGCCAGAGCGGUGCAGGAGAGGAGGAGGUGGCACCCUACCCCACUCGUGUGCAUCGCAGGUCGUGAUCCAGGAUCUCCUUGCGUCGGUCCUGCACAGGGAAGCGGAGAGCUCACGCGCGCAACUCGGAGACUGGCUGCACGUACUCGGCAGCAUCAACUGCCAGUGGGGAACCAGAGAGAUACAUGCCACGUACUACACAAGAGUGGAUGACCCAGGGUGCGUGCAGCUGAUAGAACGCCUGCGAGAGCAAGUGCGGCUGUAUACGCAAUACUACGAUAAGGAGUAUGCAUGGGCUGGGAACACCAGUCAGCUUAGAGGACAGAGCGACAUUCUACUGAGCACGCUGUGUGAUGGGAUUUUGAAGUUCCUGGAGGAUAAUGGUAUUCGAAGUGUUUAUUUCCAAGAGCUGCAGCGUGUGGAGAGUUUGGCAGCGCUCGCUGCAUUCACAGAGCGCGACACAGACCGAAGUCAGAUGUUGGCACAUACCUCCUCACAGCGUGAAAAGUGUGCCUCGCACCCUUCCUCAAAACAGGAAGGCUGUGUGGCCUGCAGUGCACAAGUUACCACGCUCGCUCAGUUCCGUGAUGCUCUGUGCCGACUCGAACAGAAUGGCUUCGUUUACAAACAUCCCACGAACAAUGAGUUGUACUUGGUGACAGAUUUGGACGUCAACUUGCGCGAUAACGUGCUGCUCGUGGUGCGUGGGAAAUGCACAGGGCCUGCUUCCAAGCAGAGUGCUGUGUCCCUGGGCGACAUAACGUACGCGGUGCGUAAUCUGUGUGGAGUCACCGUGCGGGAAAGCCAUGUGGAACGGGUCCUGGCAGUGCUAGAAGAUAAAAGCUUAGUAUUUUGCAAAGGCAAAGAUACGUACAUUGCAUUUUGAAAACUGUUGCUGUCCAGCAGGAAAUACUGUAAUAUUGUUAUGCUUGUUUACGUAGGAAAGCUUCAGGGGGCGAUGUUGCAAUAUGUAAUUCCAGUUGAUGUUUUGGACAAUGCCAGAUAAUACAUUUUAAUCUAUGGGAAGAAACCGGGGAACCUGGAGGGAAACCCAUACAGAACAGGAAAAUUCCAUAUGGAAAAGGCUCCCAUGUCAAGCAUCAAGCCCAGGACCUUUUUGCUGCAAGGUAUCAGUGUUUCGACUGCACCACCCAACUGCCUGAUCCUGCACACUUGCGUCAUUUCACCCUGCUUUGUGUAUAUUAGGAAGCCAUUGGAGCUAUGCACUAUUCGAACUGUAUUGAAAACUCAUUUCUUUUGAACUGCUUAUAUAUUUUAAUAAUUGCCUUAUGGUUUGUUAAUUUGAAUGCAUCGUUGAUAGUUUAUAGUACCAUCAAAGCUUUCGAUAGUAUUAUUCGUUCUUGUUUUAUACAUACGUCUUUAAACGCAUGGCUUCAUAAAAUAAUUUGGUAUGUAAGGUUGUGCUGGGUUGUAUUAUUUCUUAUGUGUUGCUCUUCUCUGAAUAAAUGCAUCUUCAUUUCUUCAACUUUGCGCCAAUCAUCACAGUAGAAAGUUUUAUGGAAGUCGUGCAUCAACUGUAAAUUGCUGAGGAUAUGGCAGAAGGAAGCGAUAACGCCUGUGGUGCACCAACGAUUCUAAUGACUUCUGAUUUAAGUCUGAGCCUCAAAGGGGGUUGCCUCUGAGUUGUGGGCACGAGGGCCAUCAAAUUGACGAUAUCCACUCACGUUAACUUCAGGCUCAUUAAACCAACAUGCUAACGAAUGCACAACAAUGAACAGUGUAUUGUUGAAUGUGAACGACGAUCCUCAAUCGCUGCAAUUCAUGCAAUCUCGGUAGGUUUAAUUUUACCAUCGGCCGUAAACAAUAAACAGAAACUGCUGGAUGAGCAAAGCAAGGUGAAUUAAUAAUUUUAUGUAUUUUGCAGUGAUGCACAAGCAACAUAAAUCAACAUUCGUCAAUAACACUGCCUUUGAGGAGAAAAUAUAUCGUUAACGUUUUGGGCAAUAGCCUUUUUUCAUAUCACAGGGAAAAAAAGUGGAUAAUAAUACACCAUGGGGUGUGAUGGAGAAUAUAUAUUUUAUGAUCAGUUUUUAGUUGGGCAUAUGACUGGUAAUCCAAUAGAUAUUUAGUAUCAACAAAAGGAUUUAACUCCCACAUUUGUGAAGUUGAAGCAUCCGAAAAGAAAUGCCAGAUACACGUAUUUGAAGCUACAAUAAAUUAAAUAAAACAUUUUAAAAAGCUUUGUCUCAGGUGUGAUUCUUACCC
This is a messenger RNA of Lethenteron reissneri (Far Eastern brook lamprey), 2702 nucleotides long. It is a transcript of the gene STN1, whose product is annotated as STN1 subunit of CST complex. Lineage: Eukaryota; Metazoa; Chordata; Hyperoartia; Petromyzontiformes; Petromyzontidae. The record is from RefSeq and is a predicted model, not a curated record.